AAAGCGAAAACGUAAAUUUUGGCUAUUCGCAAUUGAGUCAAAAUAAAACGCGAGGAAGCGAACCAACCAGAUUUGCUGCAUCCCAACAUAGGGGCGAAGCAUUUUAUGCCAUUUCGCGUAAAUUGUACGUUCGUACGUGAAGAGAAAGCUCCCCCAGGAAGCGUCAACCCCGCCGCGACCCUCCGCCAGCACGUGUGUGUGUAUACGCGCGUAGAUAUUUGUAUAAUAGCAUAGAUACGCACAUCCCCCCGAGCGCACACCGUGCCCGCCAAGCAGCCAAGCAACCAAGCAGCUAACCAACCAAGCAGCCAACUCCCCUUCCGCCGCCAACUCGCCCCCCCGCCAACUCGCCCCCCCGCCAACAUGUAUAACAACCAGAAUGGAAAGGCAGUCCCCGGAACCAACGGGGGCCAGAGCUACGGAGCUGUGUACAACCACGGCGCUUCCUAUAACUACAGUUAUGGACAGGGAAAAGGAAACAAUGACCAAAAGGGAUACUACUAUGAUGCACCCGCAAGGGCCACAGCAGCCAAUGGAGGGCUGUACGACGAGUUCUCCCUGAACGAAUUCUCCUCCACCAAGAUAAGACAUGGCUUUAUUAGAAAAGUAUAUUCCAUCCUGUCCAUCCAGCUCUUGAUGACUUUUGGCUCUUCAGCAUUGGCAGUUCUGUACCAACCAUUUAAUACGUUUAUAGUGGCCAACUACACCCUGUUAUUUAUCCUCGGUAUUAUUUUAAGCUUACCCAUAAUGAUAGCCUUGGCUUGUUCCCCCAAUAUGGCCAGAAAGUACCCAAGCAAUUAUUUCCUCCUUCUUCUAAUAACCGUUGGUAUGACCCUAAUUGUGACGUUAGCAAGUGCCAGAACAAACUCGGAAAUAUUUUUUUAUGCCUUUGGGACAACGUCUGUUGUGGUGGUAGGGUUAACCAUCUUUGCUUUUCAAACCAAAUGGGAUUUCACCGGAUGGUACGUGUACCUCUUUAUGGCCUUCUUAAUACUAAUGGUGCUAGGCAUUGUAGGCAUUUUUGUGCGCAGCAAAGUCUUUAACUUAGUGUUUGCAGGAAUUAGCGCCUUCCUCUUGUCCGUUUCGAUCAUCGUGGACACGCAACUCAUUAUUGGUGGAAAGCACAAGAAGUAUGAGUUCUCCGUUGAUGACUACAUUUUCGCCACCUUGGCCCUGUACAUGGACAUAAUUAAUUUGUUUCUCUCCAUCUUGUCCAUUUUUUCCAACGCUGAUUGA
Messenger RNA from Plasmodium vivax (malaria parasite P. vivax), 1236 nucleotides. RefSeq lists its product as hypothetical. Lineage: Eukaryota; Apicomplexa; Aconoidasida; Haemosporida; Plasmodiidae. Bases 364 to 1236 code for a protein of 290 amino acids. The transcript has 2 exons. Gene Ontology annotation, cellular component: membrane. The record is from RefSeq and is a predicted model, not a curated record.